UAACAUAGGACUCUGGUAAGCUGGUAGCUUGAAGCGGUCCGUCAUGCACCUCCGGCAAAGGGAGGUGAAUAUUCUCUUCAGCCAUUUCAUAGAAGACUAUUGGGUUGUAGGGAACCUCUGGCUGGACUGUAUGAGGAGGCCUCUGUGUUGCUUUAGAGGCUGAAAGGACCACCGCUGCUAUUUUGAGUCAUGGAGAAGAUGUCUCGGGUCACCACGGCCCUGGGCAGCAGCUCCAUCAGCGGGCGCACAAUGUUUUGCCACCUGGACGCGCCCGCCAAUGCCAUCAGCGUGUGCCGCGAUGCCACUCAGGUGGUGGUGGCCGGCCGCAACAUCUUCAAGAUCUACGCCCUGGAGGAGGAGCAGUUUGUGGAGAAGCUCAACCUGCGCGUGGGUCGCAAGCCCUCUCUCAACUUCAGCUGCGCUGACGUCAUGUGGCACCAGAUGGAGGAGAACCUCUUGGCCACGGCCGCCACCAACGGGGCAGUGGUCACCUGGAACCUUGGCAAGCCGUCUCGGAACAAGCAGGAACAGCUGUUCACCGAGCACAAGCGCACCGUCAAUAAGGUGUGCUUCCACCCCACAGAAGUCUACAUGCUGCUCAGUGGCUCCCAGGACGGCUACAUGAAGUGCUUUGAUCUGCGCAAGAAAGAGUCUGUUAGCACAUUCUCAGGUCAGUCGGAAAGCGUGAGGGAUGUUCAGUUUAGCAUGAAGGAUUACUUCACUUUCGCUGCUUCGUUUGAGAACGGCAACGUCCAGCUGUGGGACAUCCGGAGGCCGGAUCGGUAUGAGAGGAUGUUCACAGCACACACCGGACCUGUGUUCUGCUGUGACUGGCACCCCGAUGACCGGGGCUGGCUGGCAACCGGCGGCCGGGACAAGAUGGUGAAGGUGUGGGAUAUGACUACCAACCGCGCCAAGGAGAUCUUCUGCGUACAGACCAUAGCCUCGGUGGCCCGGGUCAAGUGGCGUCCUGAGAGGAAGUGGCACCUGGCUACGUGCUCCAUGAUGGUGGACCACAACAUCUAUGUGUGGGACGUCCGGCGGCCCUUCAUCCCCUUCGCCACCUUCGAGGAGCACAAGGACGUCACCACGGGCAUCGUGUGGCGGCACCAGCAUGACCCCCACUUCCUGCUGUCCGGCUCCAAGGACAGCACACUCUACCAGCACAUGUUUAAGGACGCCAGCCGGCCUGUAGACCGGGCCAACCCCGAGGGGCUGUGCUUCGGCCUGUUUGGCGAUCUGGCCUUCGCCGCCAAGGAGAGCCUCAUCAGCGGCGACGCCAGUAGGAAGCCGUACCCGGGUGGUGACCGUCGCUACCCCAUCUUUUUCUUCAAGAAGCCCAACCCGACAGAGCAGUUUGCCCACGUGUCCAGCGCCCUCAGCGUGUUUGAGUCGUCUGUGGAGAGCAGGCACAUGGACUGGCUCGUAAAGACGGCACGCCUCUACCUACUCAGUGGCAAACCCUUCGCUGAGCUCUGUGACCACAACGCCAAGGUGGCCAAAGAGCUCAACCGACCCCAGGUUUCCACGACAUGGACGAUGCUUCGGAUCAUGUUCUCAGAUCCGGCAAACCUUUCGACCCCAGGACCAAAUCACAUCGGCAAACUGGGCACCCUGCCUCUGAUGAACAGUUUCAGCAUGAAGGAGAUGGGAACGGGACUGGUGGCCGAGGGCAGACUGGAGCGCAGUAAAGGAGAGAGCCGACAAGACAACCUUCAUCUAGAGCCUGGGAACUCACUCAUUAACAGCAACAACGACGAGAAUGAGGAAACAGAGGGGAGCGAGGGCCAGGCGGAGUACAUGUUUGGUGACGCUGAGUUGGACGACGACGACCUCUACUCCAUGGAGCACGAGAACCAUGCCGCGGAGGAGCAGGAGUACACACUGCCCCAGGAGGCCUUCCCGUUACGUCACGAGAUCAUGGACAACCCAUCGGCGCCAGAGCACCUACAGCAGGACAAGGCCGACUCGCCGCACGCCAGCGGCAACGAGGCGGAGGUCAUGUGCCUGACGCCCAUCGAGUCCUUCUCGCUGAUCUCCAUCUCCCAGCCGCUGUUUAGUCCCCACCUCCCCGCCCAGUUCUUCUGCCCGGUGGUCAGGGAAAUGCUGAUUCACUACGCCGAACAGGGUGACGUGCAGAUGGCCGUCUCCGUGCUCAUCGUCCUGGGAGACCGCAUUCGCAAGGAGAUUGACGACCUAACUCAGGAGCAUUGGUACACGUCCUAUAUUGACCUGCUGCAGCGUUUGGAGCUGUGGAAUGUGUCCAACGAGGUCAUCAAGCUGAGCACGUGCAGCGCCAUCACCUGUCUGAACCAGACGUCCACCACGCUGCACGUAAACUGCAGCAACUGCAAACGGCCGAUGAGCAACAGGGGCUGGAUCUGUGACAGGUGCCACCAGUGUGCCAGUGUCUGUGCCGUGUGCCACCACGUGGUGAAGGGGCUGUUCGUGUGGUGCCAGGGCUGUAGUCACGGCGGGCACCUGGAGCACGUGAUGAACUGGUUAAAAAGCAGCUCCCACUGCCCGGCCGGCUGCGGACACCUGUGCGAGUACACCUGACCCUCGGCUCCACCCACGCCGCAGUCGGCUCUCUGUGUGAGGAGGGUGGGGGCACACCGCCGGCUCACUCUGGCCUAGGUGUCCCACUCCGGGCUGGCCACUCCUGGGACUGGGGGUCCACCAUGUUAGCUGCUAUUGGAAGACAGGUGGAAGGGGUCCAAUCCACUGAACCAGUCCGAAGGAACAAGUGGAUUAUCUUGUGGAGUACGGUUAUGAUUUUGGGGUUGGUCCCUCUGGUCUAUUCCGUGCUCAUUGUGACAAUGAACAUGGUCUCAAAUUACAGGGAUGUAUCAUUUAGCAGUUAAGCCCUUUUAUUUUCUUGGAGGAAAAUAAAGUUGUGGAUAACAUUUUUUGUCUUGCGUGCAGUUAGCAGUAUGUUGGUAUCUAGUGUUUAUGGAAGUUUAUGGGUACAGAUUGUGCUAACUCUAGCAAGCCCUGAAUCGCAAAACUACCUUGAAUAUCCUUCACACUGGGUGCAGAGAUAUAUAAAUGGUAUCCAUGAGUUUGUCUUAGACUGGGGAAAUGGGUAAAGUGCUUAAUUUCCAAAAUCCUAAACUAUCCCUUUUAGUGAACAAUCAUUUGUGUACAUUAUUGCUGAAAUGGCCUUUGUUUUUAAGUUCUUUAACGUACUGCUCAUCUGGUUGUCUCACAAAGAUGGGCAAAACAGUUAUGUUCUAAAUUAAUUGUUUGUAUGUAAAUAGCCAUAAAGAUAUUUUGGGAGGAAGA
Molecule: messenger RNA, 3285 nt
Organism: Esox lucius (northern pike)
Lineage: Eukaryota; Metazoa; Chordata; Actinopteri; Esociformes; Esocidae
Gene: wdr24
Product: WD repeat domain 24
Exons: 11
Coding region: 190-2559 (789 amino acids)
Biological process (GO): positive regulation of TOR signaling
Molecular function (GO): protein binding
Source: RefSeq, a predicted model, not a curated record